AAAACGGAUCCGAAGAAUUAGCAUGUACUUCCAGUGUUGUUAGGAUUUUUUUAUGUGGUCCGGAAAUUCUACUAGAGCUCCGUUGACGGUUGUGGGUGGUCCUGGGUCGUCUUGUCAUGGAAAUGUUAAAAUACGAUAAAAUGUAUGGUUAAGUUUACAAAAUCUACAAUAUAAAAUGUUAGCUUGAAACUGAACAUUUUUGAGAAUGUCACAAUACCUGCUAAACACAAAUAAAGUUUUAAUUUUGAACACAAUAUCAUCCUUUUCUGGAAGAGUUCUGAAAAUGAUUUUUGGCAGGAAGGUAAAAGUUCUUCUAUGCCAUAGGUACGGGCAGCCCACACUUUGGCAGCAACUACGGAUAACUGGUCUGGUGCUGCUAGCAGUGCUAAUUGGGGUCUUUGCCUUACUGGUCUUCUUAGGCCCAGUGCUUUUCUAUUUUUCUCCAUCGCUUCAAGAUUACUUGAUUUUCCGAGGAUCACCUGACUUUUCAACUGAGCUGGCUGCUCCUGAGCUGUUGAAUUUGAAAAAUGCCCGUGCUUUCUACAUAACUACUGAUGAAGGCAUCAAACUAGGCACUUGGCACAUCCUACCAUCUGCAGCACCCAACCCAACAUCACCUGAGUCCAUAGGAUCCAGAAGUGCUCGUUUUGAAGAUGAACUCCGCAAAGAUGGCUCAGUUGCUGUUAUUUAUUUUCAUGGCAACACGCCCUCCAGAGCACAGGCACACAGAGUUGAUCUCUACAGGAUACUUGCUGACCUGGGGUGCCAUGUUAUUGCAUUUGAUUACAGGAGCUUUGCUGACUCUUCUAUUGCCCCACUAUCUGAGACAGCCUUAGUGAAGGAUGGGAUGUUUGUGUAUGACUACAUACUGGAGAGAGUGGGUCCUGGCACGGCCAUUAUAUUGUGGGGACAUUCUCUUGGUUCAGGCAUAGCAGCGUCAGUUGCAGCAGCGCUGUGUGGCAGAGGCAGUAGCAGCGACAUGCAGCACUGUGCUGAUGGUCUUGUGCUGCAUGCUGGCUUCACAGAUUUGCUCAGUGCUAUUCAAGACAAUUCACUUGCUGUCGUAAUGAAUUGGGUGCCGUGGUUCACGCCGCUGGUGCGCAGCACUCUGGAGCAGCGGGACUUGAUGUUCAACACGACAGCGAACGUGGUGCGCGUGAGCGGUCCGCUUCUGGUCCUGCACGCUCAGGACGAUGACAUCUUGCCUGUCACGCACGGCAGGGCGCUCCGUGUUGCUGCCAGCGGUCGCGGCGGUGACAGUGACGCCGCGGGAGGUGCGUCAGGCGUCACGUACAUUGAGUUCUCAGGAGACUUCGGCUACUCCCACAACGGCAUCGUCGAGGCACCCGAGCUGCGACAAAUUGCUGGGGAGUACAUCCAGCUGUGCCGGGAGUUCCACAGCCUGGUGCAGGACAUGUACCGGUCAGGAGCAUCUCUGGUCCACCGCAGCAGGCUUAUAGCUGCACUGCACGCCCAUGCGCUCCCCCUCAGAUGAGUGGUCUCCUAAAAUGAUUGGCCUCCUCCUAAAAUAAAAGGUUCCAUCCUAAAAUGAGAGGUUCCCUCCUAAAAUGAGUGGCCUCCUCCUAAAAUAAAAGGUUCCAUCCUAAAAUGAGAGGUUCCCUCCUAAAAUAAAAGGUUCCAUCCUAAAAUGAGAGGUUCCCUCCUAAAAUGAGUGGCCUCCUCCUAAAAUGAGAGGUUCUCUCCUAAAAUGAGUGGCCUCCUCCUAAAAUAAAAAGUUCCAUCCUAAAAUGAGUUGUUACCUCCUAAUAUGAGUGGUCUCCUCCUAAAAUAAAAGGUUCCAUCCUAAAAUGGGUGGCCUCCUCCUAAACGAGUGGUUACCUCUUAAAAUGAGUGGUCCCUACUCCGAUGAGUGGUCUCAUCAACAACUGUUGCUUAUAAUCAAUUGCUAUCGUACUUAUUCUUAGUCGAACGAAACAAUGGCGGUUGCUUACUCCGCUUGACUAUAAUUGUAUUGGUCUUUGGACUGAGAAUAACAGACACGAUGAGGACCAAUAGCAAUUCGUUUCUAAAGGCGGGGUACACGAAUAAUUGAGAAGAGCUUACAGGGAUUGAAUACUUCGGUGACUACGAAGGAAUUUUUAAAAGACUUCAUCUGUGAACUCAAUCUAAGGUUUUAAAAUUUUCGAAUCGAAGACAGUCCUCAAAGGAUAAAUUUUCCUAAUGUAGUCGUGUCUAUAAACUUUCCAAUGUGUGCGUGCUGCAAUGCGAGCAAAGUCAUUAUAAGAAAGGCCUUCAACUUCUGCUUCUAAAUUAAAGUAUUUUGUUCAAUUCUAGUGGAGUUCAUUUACGAGAGCUGUGUGUUUCAAACGCUCGUAUAAUACAACUGCACCAUGAUGAUAACUGCUUCAUAUAUUUCUGUGUAUGGUCCCAUAUGGGAUUCGUCAAGAUUAUAGUUUGUUUUCUGUUGGUUGUAACUCGUAUUUGGAAAUUUUCCACACGCCAUUGACGAGAAUAUAAACGAUUUACUUGCCAAAUUCCAAUCAAUUUUUCAGGAUCACAAAUACUUUAUGGCUGUGCCAAUAGCUUUAGUCAGUGUAUCAUGUUAAAUAUAUCAAAGCUUACUGUACUAUGAAUAAUUUAAAUAGUUCUUGUACAUAGCCUGAAAUAUUAGGUAUGCAUUUUGUUCGGAGUUUGCGUUGAAAUAACUCUGUAUUUAUUUCAGUUUUUAACACGAAACUUGCCAGAAUAUUUAUUCCUAGUUGAAUUUGAGGUUUAUAAUUUCAUUGAAAUAUUUACUGAAAAAUUCGUUUAUGUGAAUCUUUUUCAUCACUCUGGUCGUAAGCACCUUGAAUAAUAUUUUGCUCACUUUUAACGAUCAGUAAACAGAGAAAGAUGUAGAAGCCAUUUUAUUCUUAUUGCAAUUAAUUUCCUUGUGGGGCCUCAAAUCCUUUGAAAAGUUAAAUUUUGAUACUGAAUUAUUGUAUUUUACUAGUGUUACUAUUGUUCUCGAAAGCAUAGCGUGUCCGUGUAAAUUGUAUGCUUUAUUUCUGUGCCAAACUCGCCAUGAUUUCUUGCUAUUUUCGUCAAGUUGGUGAAUAUUGAUAAGCUCAAUUCCAUUCCAUUAAUAAUUUAUGAUGAGAAUAUUGGGUUGGGGUAAUUCAGGUGUAAUAGACCCAUGGCCAUUUUUGUAACAAAGCCCCAUGCACUCACGGACCGUCUUCAUUUGUUGUUCGUAAGAUGAUGUUAUCCAAGGAAGACAUUCUAUUAUGCAAAUGUAAUCUGGAAUACUCUCUUCAUCCUUAAGUGAACAAUCGUUCUUGAACAGAGUGAUGAGGUCUAGAUAGUGUUAUGUUGUUAUCAAUAAUUUUUGUGAAAUGAUUUAGGCAAGAAUAUGUAUGUAUACCAAAGAGGCUGAUUUGAUUUCUUCGAGUAAUUAUCGCUAACCUUUAUUUUUAUUUAUUACCGUGGUCCAGCUGAUGAAUUUGUAUAUAAUGGGAUGGAACUUAAGCAGAGAUAUUUGGAAUGUUGGAAGAAAGUGUGCAAUGCAUCCAGUUGGUGCUCGAUGUAUCUUCUUAAAUUGGCCAAUGUUUUCACUUAGAUAAGCGGAUGGAGGAUAAAUUAAAUUAUUUUGGAA
Molecule: messenger RNA, 3595 nt
Organism: Hyalella azteca
Lineage: Eukaryota; Metazoa; Arthropoda; Malacostraca; Amphipoda; Hyalellidae
Product: lysophosphatidylserine lipase ABHD12
Exons: 9
Coding region: 206-1495 (429 amino acids)
Biological process (GO): phosphatidylserine catabolic process; monoacylglycerol catabolic process
Cellular component (GO): endoplasmic reticulum membrane
Molecular function (GO): phosphatidylcholine lysophospholipase A1 activity; monoacylglycerol lipase activity
Source: RefSeq, a predicted model, not a curated record